Messenger RNA from Candidula unifasciata, 579 nucleotides. The record is from the annotation of a GenBank genome assembly. Lineage: Eukaryota; Metazoa; Mollusca; Gastropoda; Stylommatophora; Geomitridae.
AUGAGGCUGCAGUUAAAGAGUUGCCUUUUGGCAGCGUUGUUAUAUGCAACCGUUGCAAGUCUUGAAGAUGUGCCCAAGUCAAAAAGAGAUUCCUUAACCGCUACCUUGCAAGUAAGCAAUCUACAAAAGGAUUCAUUCGAAGGGGCCUUCGACUAUAAACUAACAGAAGAUUACGUUGGUUGGCAAGGCACGGCCACUUUCAAUGUCGAUGUCACCAGUGUUAACAUGUAUGAAGGCGACUCCGUCUCCCAUUCAUCAGACGGAAAAACCUGGGUAUUUGUCAACAAGAAUUACAAGUCUGUCUACCCGGCUGGAACCUCAGUGGAUUUCAGGUUUCAGGCCAAGUAUACUGGCUCGGAUCCCAGUGGACAGAUGGUACUGGAGAAUAUGGGUCACGACCCAUGGACUGUGCCCGAAGCUCCUAACACUGACGAUUCCAAGUACAAUUACAACGACAUCAUUUUAAGUCACUGCUCUUCUACGAAGCCCAGAGAUCGGGAAAACUUCCCGCAAACAAACGCAUACCCUGGAGGGGAGACUCGGCCCUCGAUGACAAGGGAGAUAAGGGGGAGGAUCUGA